This is a messenger RNA of Ambispora gerdemannii, 1293 nucleotides long. The record is from the annotation of a GenBank genome assembly. NCBI's taxonomy places the organism in Eukaryota, Fungi, Glomeromycota, Glomeromycetes, Archaeosporales, Ambisporaceae.
AUGUUAUCCACUCGUUUUUCUGGCAUAUCUCGUGCACGCGCGAACCUGUAUUAUUUCUCUUUUACCUCUGCAAUUUUACGUAACGCAUCUACUUGGGCUAAUGUUCCACAGGGUCCUGCUGAUCCGAUCCUUGGUAUCACCGAGGCUUUCAAAGCUGAUAAUGACCCGAAGAAAAUGAACUUGGGUGUGGGUGCAUAUCGAGAUGAUAGUGGUAAACCUUAUGUGUUGAGUGCUGUGCGAAAAGCAGAACAAUUGAUUCUUCAAGAUAAACUUGAUAAAGAAUACCUGCCUAUCAAUGGUCUCGCCAGUUUCACUCAGAGUGCUGCUUUAUUGGCAUACGGUAAAGAUUCAAUUCCAUUAAUUGAAAAAAGGAUCGCAGCUACCCAAUCUAUUUCGGGUACGGGUGCUCUGCGUAUAGGUGGCACUUUUAUUUCGAGAUUUUACCCACACGCGAAAAAAAUCUAUCUUCCCACUCCCACUUGGGGUAAUCAUAAUGCAGUGUUUAAAGACUCCGGAUUGGAGGUUGCUAGUUAUCGAUAUUUCGACAAGAGUACAAUUGGGCUAGAUUUCAAAGGUCUUCUGGAGGAUUUGAAGAAUGCUCCAAAACAUUCAAUUUUCCUACUACAUGCAUGCGCACAUAAUCCCACUGGAGUAGAUCCAACUCGAGAACAAUGGGACGAAAUAUCAAAUAUUAUUAAAGAACAAGAACACUUUCCAUUCUUCGAUAUGGCAUAUCAAGGAUUCGCAUCAGGAGACACCAAUCGUGAUGCAUACGCAUUACGUAAAUUCGUAUCUGACGGUCACCACAUUGCACUAGCACAAUCGUUUGCGAAAAAUAUGGGGCUAUACGGCGAACGUGCUGGAACAUUCUCAAUUAUCACGUCCAGUCCACAAGAGAAAACGGUUGUCGAUUCACAAUUAAAGAUCCUUAUAAGACCGAUGUAUUCGAAUCCGCCACUGAAUGGUGCGAGAAUCGCUAGUUAUGUGUUGGGAAAUUCAGAGUUGAAUCAAGAAUGGCUUUCCGAAGUAAAAUUAAUGGCCGAUCGUAUUAUCACAAUGCGAGAUAAACUAAAAAAUCAUUUAGUCAACGAUGUUGGAUCGAAACAUCCUUGGAAUCAUAUCACUGAUCAAAUUGGAAUGUUUUGUUUUACUGGAUUGACUCCUCAGCAGGUUGAACGUAUCACCAAAGAAUUUCAUGUUUAUCUCACCAAAGAUGGACGAAUCUCACUCGCUGGUAUCUCAUCACAUAAUGUCAAAUAUCUGGCAGAGGCUAUUCAUGAAGUUACCAGAUGA